Messenger RNA from Cercopithifilaria johnstoni, 1377 nucleotides. NCBI's taxonomy places the organism in Eukaryota, Metazoa, Nematoda, Chromadorea, Rhabditida, Onchocercidae. The record is from the annotation of a GenBank genome assembly.
AUGAAUCCAACGAGUUUGUCAGUAUUUCGCGGAGUUUGCUUAGCUGGUCUCGUCUCACUUCUACAUUGUGCCUACUCAGCUGCACAGCACCGACUUUAUUUACGACUGACGGAACAGCCGUUCACGCAACUACCUCUUGAUAUUGUGGUACAAACAAUCGUGAGUUUAAUUGCUUUCGUUUAUAGUGCUACUUGUAUUGCCGGAGAAUUUCAGCCAAUCCGCUCUGAUUUGCAGAAUCGUACAAAAUCAUGGGAUACAGUUGGAAAUUGCCCAUCAUUUUAUACAUUCGAUCACCGUGCAAAAACUCUUUCACCAUCAUACCGCGAUUCACCGCAACAGUACUGCGACUCUUCACCGAUAACUGCUUCACAAAAAGCGACAUCACUUUCAUCCUCUUUCCAUAAAUGUAUUGGAAAUGACUUGUCAGGAAAGUCUUCAGUGGGAAAAGAAGGAUCAUCGCAACGAACUCCGCAAUUAAAGUCUUUUUCCAAAAAGGUAAUAAACGAAUCCCUUCAUGAAUGUUUACAAAUAACUCGUAAGCGAGAUUAUACAAAUUAUGUUGCGGGAUUGGUGAUGCCGUCGGAAAUUCAACCUGCUUUGUUCACUCUGCUGGCUUUUAAUGUUGAAUUAGCCAUUAUUCGAGACCAAGUUGUUCGCAAUUCGGGAGUUUCCGAAAUAUAUCGUUUGCAGUUCUGGAAAGAUACUUUAGACGUUUUAUAUGGUCAAGCGAAAGGACCAAUACCUCGACAACCAAUCGCAAUAGCUUUAAGUCUGUUUGGGCAUCGUUUUGAUGAAUAUUUACUGAGAAAUUUGAUUACUGCAAGACAAAGGACGUUGGGUGAUCGUCCAUUCGAAUCUCUUAACGAUGUCAAGAAAUAUGGCUUCGAAACUACAGGCUCGGUAACUCAACUGAUAAUGCAUCUACUUUCCGGCUGUCAUGAGGCUAAUGAGGUUGUGCUUUCCAAAGAAACAAUCCAAGCGGUCGAGUCAAUGUCAAGUGCUAUUUCAAUUAUUACUUUAAUCAGAUCGACAAUGCCUUUGUUAGCAAGAGGGAUCUUCCUACUUCCGAAUGAUCUAACGGAAAAAUACAAAUUAAGCGCAGAUGAUGUAUUCGGAAAUAAAAAGCAGAAUGCAUUGCGUGAUUUAGUUGAGGAGCUUACUAAUGUAGCAGAAGCGGAACUUCUAAAAAGUAGACAAUGUCGUAAAAGCAUCGAAUCAAACCUACGACUGGCGCUUAUGGCAGGCGGUGCAACUUUGGAUCAUCUCUUGCGAACGCUUCGUAAUAGCAAUUAUAAUUUACUGAAUGCACGACUUCAACAUGGUUACGAUCUUCUUGCAUGGCGUUUUUGGUGGCGUAAGUUGCUCGGUCGCUAUUGA